AUGAUAAUUCAGAUAAUCUUAGCUCUAUUUCUAUUUAUGUUUUACCUAUUAGUUGUGAAACCAUUGGUUCCUAUGAUAAAACUAAAAAUAUAGUUUGGAGAUGAUUGUUUAAUUAGAUAUCAUCUAUUUGGAGGUGAACUAUGGUAAGCAUUAAAAGAAAUGAAGACAAGCAAAGAUUUAUUCAAAAGUCACCGAGACUUAUAUCUCAAACAUCCAUAUAAAAUAUUAGUAUCAAAUUUUCUUUGGAGAGUAAGGAUAUCUGUUGCUGAUCCAGAAUAUUAUAAAUUAAUGUUACUUAAUCAUUAAUAUUAUACUAAAAUUAAUAUCAUCAAUCAUGAGUAUUUAUUAUAAUAGAUAUUUAGUAAUGUUAUUAAAAAGGGUUUGGUUUUUUCAAUGGGAGAAAAAUGGAAGUCAUAAAGAUAACUUUUAAGUGAAUCAUUCGAAUAUGAUUAACUUAAAAGUCGUUUACCUAUGAUAAAUGAAGUUUGUCUGGAAAAAAUUAAUUAAAUUAGUGGAGAUAAUGUGUUGUAAUUUCUAGAACUCAUAACAGGACAAAUAGUAAUAAGAAGUUUUUUUGGAAAAUCUGCAGAAGGAGUAAAAAUAAAUAACAAGGAAAUUCAAAUAGAAAUUGCAGAUUUAUUAAAUGAUAUGGGGGAAUUAAGAUUUAAAUCAAAAUAUUUCUUCAUUAAAAGCUUCUUUUUAGGUACUAAGGGUUGGAAUUUCUUUCCAACUUAGAAUGAAAAAUAGCUAUUAUAAAGAGUUUCUGAGAUGAGACUUGCUAUUGAGAAAUUGAUAUAAAAAAGGAUUGUAGAGAUAGAAAUAAAAAUGGAUGAAAAUGAAAAUGAUAUUAAAUCUAGAGAGACUGACUUUUUAGAUGUACUUAUUAAAGAAUAUCUAAAAUCAAAGUAACAAGGUUCUUAAAAAAUAACAAUUGAUGAAAUUAUAUAAUAGUUUACCACUUUGUUUUUUGCAGGUACAGAUACUACAGCUGUAUUAAGUUAUCAUUGUCUAUAUUUUUUGGCUUAAAACCCAGAAAUACAAUAAGAAAUAAGAGAAGAAGUUCUAACAAUUUGUAAAAAUGAUAGUGUCUUAGAUGACAAAAUUAAAUAAUUGCAUAAAUUAUCAGCAUUCAUUAAUGAAGUUUUAAGAAUUAAGAAUCCAGCUGUAAGGUUAUUGAUAAGAUAAUGCAAUCAAACUCAUAAAGUAAAGGAUCUUACAAUUUAAAAAGGUAUUCAAUUCAAUAAAAUUUAGGUUGGAAUGUGAUAAUUGAUUAUUAAUUUCAAUAAUUGUUAUCCAAACAUUUUUCUAAUCCUGAAAAAUUUGAUUAUAAAAGAUGGUUAGAAACUGAGCCAAUAAAGGAAAAUCAUCAAUUUGUUUAUCUACCAUUUUCAUCAGGACCAAGAAAUUGUAUUGGACAACACAUGGCUUAAAUGGAAGCAAAGAUUAUUUUAUCAUAAAUUCUUAGAAAAUUUUAGAUCAUAAUUAAUCAAGAUGUUAAUGUAAGGUGGGCUGCUAGAUUUCUAUAUUAAUUAUAACCUGAAAAUUGUGUUAAAUUAUAGAAAUUAUGA
Paramecium pentaurelia is the source of this 1568-nucleotide messenger RNA. The record is from the annotation of a GenBank genome assembly. Lineage: Eukaryota; Ciliophora; Oligohymenophorea; Peniculida; Parameciidae.